AGGCUUUAAAAAAAAUGAAUUCACUUUAUUCUAUGUUUGGUUGUUUCACAGCAGCACGGACCAAAAGAGGAAUUCCUAUAUUUAUAGGUUUUUCAUUAUUUGGGAUCUGAGAAAGCAAAAGGCUCCAGUUAACUGAUAAUUGUAUCGAUGUAGUUUAAUGUCGUGUUUGCUGAUAUAACAUGAAGGGUAGUUAUAUGCUUGUGGGAAUUGAAUAUCUCAAGGCUGUGAGGGUGACUUAUUUCCCCUUUCGAAGAGAAACCAGACGACAUGGAAAGGACAACUACUUCAGUUGCACAUAUGUUCUUCCUGAUGGUGUCACACACACAAAGGGUUUUGUAAAAGAUCCAGGUGAGGCAAAUGGAUACCUUGCUUUUACAGAUGGAGUCCUACCUCCGCAACCUGAAAGAAAAGAGGACAUGGAUCAGCUAGAAGUUAGAGAAAAGCCCGAGGACAGAAGAAAAAUUGAUUUAACACAAACUGAGUUUACUUUGACAAAUGAGCGCUUCCUUGUCCCAGAGAUGAUCUUUCGUCCUGCUGAUUUGGGAAUGAAUCAGGCUGGACUAGCAGAGUGCAUUGUUAAAGCUGUCAAUUCCUGCCAUCCUCAUCUUCACCCUGUGCUCUAUGAAAGCAUUAUAUUGACUGGUGGAAGCACACUUUUUCCUCGAUUUGCUGAAAGAUUAGAAAGGGAUCUCCGACCUCUUGUACCCGAUAUAUACCAAGUGAAGAUAACUACUCAAGAAGAUCCUAUUUUAGGUGUUUGGCGCGGGGGUUCACUUUUGGCAUCUAGUCCUGAUUUUGAAGCAAUGUGUGUGACUAAGACCGAGUAUGAGGAGCUGGGGUCUGCUCGAUGUCGCAAGUGA
Messenger RNA from Ilex paraguariensis (yerba mate), 860 nucleotides. NCBI's taxonomy places the organism in Eukaryota, Viridiplantae, Streptophyta, Magnoliopsida, Aquifoliales, Aquifoliaceae. The record is from the annotation of a GenBank genome assembly.